Messenger RNA from Dicentrarchus labrax (European seabass), 969 nucleotides. RefSeq names its product lysophospholipase like 1 (gene lyplal1). Gene Ontology annotation, biological process: protein depalmitoylation. The coding region runs from base 46 to 903 and encodes 285 amino acids. The record is from RefSeq and is a predicted model, not a curated record. Gene Ontology annotation, molecular function: palmitoyl-(protein) hydrolase activity; carboxylic ester hydrolase activity. Lineage: Eukaryota; Metazoa; Chordata; Actinopteri; Moronidae. The transcript has 5 exons. Gene Ontology annotation, cellular component: cytoplasm.
AUUUCCUUCAGACUGUCAUGGCUGCCGCCAGGAAGCUUCAAAUGUAUGCUCUCUCUCCAACUGGGAAACACUCCGCCUCGGUUAUCUUCCUGCACGGUUCAGGUGCUCAAUAGUCUCUCAUACUGUUCAGCGACUAUUCGCUGCUUUCACUGUCCUUCUGUUCAUCUGUGUGUCGUUGUUUUGUUCCGCUGCUGGCACUGUGGGUCGGAUAGCUCAGCACAAAGCACUGAACCUACCCGUUUUAUAACAUCAGCUAACCACAGCUCAUCAACUCACCGUGACACUGGGCAGGGACUGAGAGCCUGGGUUCAAGAUGUUGCAGUGCCAGAUCUGGCCUUCAACCACAUCAGAGUUAUUUACCCCACAGCUCCAGCCAGGCCAUACACACCCAUGAGAGGGUCUCUAUCUACCGUCUGGUUUGACCGUUACAAGAUCUCACGAGACUGCCAGGAGCACCUGGAGUCCAUAGACACCAUGUGUACCACCUUAAGGUCUGUCAUUCAGGAUGAGGUCAACGCUGGGAUCCCCAAACACAGGAUAGUCAUCGGGGGGUUCUCGAUGGGCGGAGCCAUGGCUCUCCACCUGGUGUGUCGGUACCACCCUGACAUAGCGGGAGUCUUUGCACUGUCCAGUUUUCUCAACAAGGACUCUGUUGCUUUUCAGGCAGUGGAGGAGCGCUUCAGAGCUGGACUCCCCCUCCCCGAGUUGUUCCAGUGUCAUGGGACCAGUGAUGACCUGGUGCUGCAUCAGUGGGGAGAGGACACGUCGGUGCUGCUGAAGAAGGCUGGCAUGAACACUACCUUCCACUCCUUACCAGGCUUGCACCACCAGCUCUCCCAGCCUGAGAUGGAGAUGCUGAGAAGCUGGAUCCUCAAAAGGCUUCCCCCCACCACCUCCUCCUGACUCACUCUACCAACGUUUUCUCACAGAAUUAGUGAUUGUGUCAAUAAAAAGCUGUUUUUUAUGUUU